Rhea pennata is the source of this 7196-nucleotide messenger RNA. RefSeq names its product synaptojanin 1 (gene SYNJ1). Gene Ontology annotation, cellular component: perinuclear region of cytoplasm; presynapse. The transcript is spliced from 30 exons. The record is from RefSeq and is a predicted model, not a curated record. Gene Ontology annotation, biological process: synaptic vesicle endocytosis; phosphatidylinositol dephosphorylation. Gene Ontology annotation, molecular function: phosphatidylinositol-4,5-bisphosphate 5-phosphatase activity; SH3 domain binding; RNA binding. Bases 203 to 4900 code for a protein of 1565 amino acids. NCBI's taxonomy places the organism in Eukaryota, Metazoa, Chordata, Aves, Rheiformes, Rheidae.
UGGCGGGGCCCGGGGGCGGGCGGCAUGUUCCCUUCUGGAGGCAUAAAGUCCGCGUCGCCGUCAGCACCGGCGGUUACCGGCGCUGAGCUCAGGUGAAGGAACCCGGGCAGGAAACCUGCUCGCGGCUUCCAGCAAAAACCUCCCUUCGUCGUAUCUCUUUCUCUGCUUAACCCCUUAAAGGACUGCCUGUGAUAAAGGCAAAAUGGCUUUCAGUAAAGGAUACCGUGUCUAUCACAAGCUGGAUCCACCUCCAUUCAGUGUGAUAGUGGAAACCAGAAACAGAGAAGAAUGUCUCAUGUUUGAAUCUGGAGCUGUGGCUGUACUCUCAUCAGCAGAAAAAGAUGCAAUCAAGAGUACCUACUCCAAAGUAAUGGAUGCAUAUGGGCUCUUGGGUGUACUAAGACUAAACCUUGGAGACACAUUGUUACAUUAUCUGGUUCUGGUAACUGGAUGCAUGUCUGUGGGAAAGAUUCAAGAUUCUGAAGUUUUUCGAGUUACUUCUACUGAGUUCAUAUCAUUACGAACUGAUCCAGCAGAUGAAGAUCGUAUUUCAGAAGUGCGCAAAGUUUUGAACUCAGGAAACUUCUAUUUUGCAUGGUCUGCAACUGGUGUCAGUUUAGAUCUUAGUCUCAAUGCUCAUCGCAGCAUGCAAGAGCACACCACUGACAAUAGGUUUUUCUGGAACCAAUCACUGCAUUUACAUCUGAAGCACUAUGGCGUGAACUGUGAUGACUGGUUAUUACGUCUCAUGUGUGGAGGAGUGGAGAUAAGGACAAUUUAUGCAGCUCACAAGCAGGCAAAGGCUUGUCUUAUUUCACGACUAAGCUGUGAACGAGCUGGGACCAGGUUUAAUGUCCGGGGAACAAAUGAUGAUGGUCAUGUUGCAAAUUUUGUUGAAACAGAGCAGGUGAUAUUUUUAGAUGAUUCUGUGUCAUCUUUCAUACAGAUUCGAGGAUCUGUUCCGUUAUUUUGGGAACAGCCAGGCCUGCAGGUGGGAUCUCAUCGUGUCAGAAUGUCAAGAGGUUUUGAGGCGAAUGCACCGGCUUUUGACAGGCAUUUCAGAACACUUAAAAAUUUAUAUGGCAAGCAAAUUAUUGUAAAUUUACUUGGGGCAAAGGAAGGGGAGCACAUGCUAAGCAAAGCUUUCCAGAGCCACUUGAAAGCAUCUGAACAUUCAGCUGAUAUCAAAAUGGUGAAUUUUGACUAUCAUCAAAUGGUUAAAGGUGGAAAGGCAGAAAAAUUACACAGCGUGCUUAAACCGCAAGUCCAGAAAUUCCUAGAAUGUGGAUUUUUUUAUUUUGAUGGAAAGGAAGUUAAAAGAUCUCAAAGUGGUACUGUCAGAACAAAUUGCUUGGAUUGUCUGGAUAGAACAAACAGCGUGCAGGCUUUCUUUGGCUUAGAGAUGCUGACAAAGCAGUUGGAAGUAUUAGGAUUAGCUGAGAAGCCUCAGUUGGUUACUCGCUUUCAGGAAGUUUUCCGAUCCAUGUGGUCUGUUAAUGGUGAUUCUGUCAGUAAAAUAUAUGCUGGAACUGGAGCCCUUGAAGGAAAAGCGAAGGCUGGAAAGCUGAAGGAUGGUGCUCGUUCUGUGACCAGAACGAUUCAAAAUAACUUUUUUGAUAGCUCCAAGCAGGAGGCCAUUGAUGUUUUGUUAUUGGGAAAUACCCUAAAUAGUGAUUUAGCAGAUAAAGCACGGGCUCUGUUAACCACCAGCAGUUUACGCGCAUCUGUAAAAGUGCUAAAGAGUAUGUGUGAAAACUUCUAUAAGUAUGCAAAACCAAAAAAGAUUAGAGUCUGCGUUGGGACAUGGAACGUCAAUGGGGGGAAGCAGUUUCGAAGCAUUGCUUUUAAAAAUCAGACCCUCACUGACUGGCUUCUAGAUGCACCAAAGUUAGCUGGUAUUCACGAAUUCCAAGAUCGAAGAAGCAAGCCUGUGGACAUAUUUGCCAUUGGGUUUGAAGAAAUGGUAGAGUUAAAUGCAGGAAACAUUGUGAAUGCCAGCACAACCAAUCAGAAGCUUUGGGCUGUUGAACUGCAGAAGACCAUAUCAAGAGAUUACAAGUACGUGCUGCUGGCUUCUGAGCAGUUGGUGGGCGUCUGCCUUUUUGUGUUUAUCAGACCCCAGCACGCUCCUUUUAUCAGGGAUGUUGCUGUUGAUACUGUAAAGACUGGCAUGGGAGGAGCCACUGGCAACAAAGGUGCGGUAGCAAUUCGAAUGUUGUUUCAUACAUCCAGUCUUUGCUUUGUCUGCAGUCACUUUGCUGCAGGGCAAUCACAAGUUAAAGAAAGAAAUGAAGACUUCAUGGAAAUAGCUCGCAAGCUCAGUUUUCCAAUGGGAAGGAUGCUCUUUUCCCAUGACUAUAUUUUUUGGUGUGGCGAUUUUAAUUAUCGAAUAGAUAUUCCUAAUGAGGAGGUUAAGGACCUAAUACGACAACAGAACUGGGAUUCCCUUAUUGCUGGAGAUCAACUUAUCAACCAGAAAAAUUCUGGACAGAUUUUUAGGGGGUUUUUAGAGGGCAAAAUAAAUUUUGCUCCUACAUACAAAUACGACCUGUUUUCUGAUGACUAUGACACCAGUGAAAAAUGUCGCACACCAGCGUGGACAGAUCGUAUUCUUUGGAGAAGAAGAAAAUGGCCUUUUGACAGAUCAGCUGAAGACCUGGAUCUUCUGAAUGCUAGUUUUCAGAAUGACAGUAAUGUCCCUUAUACGUGGAAUCCUGGUACUUUGUUGCACUACGGACGAGCAGAGCUCAAAACGUCUGAUCAUAGGCCUGUGGUUGCAGUGAUUGACAUUGACAUAUUUGAAAUUGAAGCAGAAGAGAGACAUAGAGUUUAUAAAGAGGUGAUUGCAAUGCAAGGACCACCUGAUGGUACUGUAAUGGUCUCCAUCAGAAGUUCUUCACAAGAAGAAAACUAUUUUGAUGAUAAUUUGAUUGAUGAUCUUCUUCAAAAAUUUGCAAGCUAUGGUGAAGUUAUACUUAUAAGGUUUGUAGAAGACAAAAUGUGGGUAACCUUUUUGGAAGGAAGCUCUGCUUUAAAUGUUAUGAAUUUGAAUGGUACUGAGCUAUUAGGAAGAAUUGUAAGUAUAAGCUUGAAAAAUCCAGACUGGAUCAGGAGUUUGGAAGAUGAAAUGAAUCUAGAGAAGAUUAAUGUUGGACUGCCUUCUUCAACAAGCUCCACUUUGCUUUGUGAAGAUGCUGAUGUUACUGCAGACUAUGAUAUGGAAGGUGACAUUGAUGACUACAGUGCUGAAGUAGAAGAAAUCCUUCCUCAGCAUUUACAGCCAACUUCAAGCUCUGGUCUUGGAACCUCCCCAAGCUCUUCACCACGUUCCAGUCCCUGUCAAUCCCCUACGCUGUCAGAUGGACCUACCAUCCCAGUGAGACCGAGCCGAGCUCCAACAAAAACCCCGGGGCCACCUGUUUCCACACACACUGAAUUUCAGCUUGGUACUCAGCAGAAAGAAUCUUCUCAGAGCUUGGAGCCUAAGCGCCCUCCUCCACCUCGCCCUGUUGCUCCUCCCGCACGCCCAGCUCCGCCGCAGAGGCCACCUCCACCAUCAGGUCUUGGAGCUCCUCCCAGUCCUGGGGUAGCUAGGAGAGAAAUAGAAGCACAAAAAAGUCCUGGAAUGCAAAGAAAAGAUAAUUUAGUUCGUACUCAGCCUCCACCUUCAGCUGGAUUUUCAAGUGCAGGAACCACUGGAUAUAGCACAGCCAGACCGACAGUUCCACCUCGAGCUGGAGUUAUUAGCGCGCCACAAAGCCAUGUCCGUCCCUCUGGGGGAAGACCACCAUCUGAAACUCAGGCCAAACCUGUUGAACCACCAAGGGGCUCACCAUUACUUCCUGAACCACUAAAGCCUCAGGCUGUUGGACCUUCUCAACCUACCACUCAGCCACCGCCUGCCCUAAGAAUGCAAGAGCCUCUGAUCCCUGUGUCAUCACAUCCAUCUCAGACAAGUACUCCACAUAGUCUGGAACCUCCCCCACAACCACCACCUCGUAGCAGAUCAUCUCACAGUUUGCCUUCUGAAUCUGUUCCUUCACAGCAGCAAAUUAAAACAAAUGGAACCUAUGCCACUAAGCUUGAAACACAGUUAAACAGUGACCCCUUUGAAGAUUUGUCAUUUAAGCUGCUUGUGUCAAAGAUGCAGACAUCUGUUCGAACAUCACCUGUUCCAACUUUAAACCAAAAGGAGUUGAUACAAUUGCCUUCUGCAACACAAAGAAAUGCAGAUACUUUGCGUAAUGUAAAUUGCAUGCCAGCAAUGCCUCCUAUUCCAACCUUUAACAAAUCCCAGGAACAUACACGCAGCUCUCCAAAUCCAUUUGUUACUGAACUGAACUGCACAAAUCCGUUCACUGAAAGAAUUCUUAAUGCUGGAAACCCAUUUAGAACAGAAACUCAAGAAUCUGAAAUAACUUCACAUUUAUUAGAAGGGCACACUGCUUGCAAUCCUUUCCCCUCUCUAAAUCCCCACACUUGUAAUACAAGCAAGCCUGUAUUUUCUGUUGAUGCAUUUGAAAACAAGUUUUGCUUGCAAAGUAGAUCUUUUAUGGAAGAAAAUGUACAGCCAAAAGGAUGGGUAACAUUUGAUGAUGAUGAGAAUUUCAAUGCAAAGCUAAAGCCAUCUAAAAGUGUUCCAGAUUUUAAACAAAUCAGUUCCAGGAAGUCAGCUGGAUCUCCAGAUUUGCUGGGCACUGAACAAAAUACUUUUCUUGGCUCAGACUUUAACUUUGAUAAUGACUGGAAUAAAAGUUCUACUGAUUGCUUCUAUACAAUGCCAGCAAGAAGACCACCCGCACUUCCUACACCAUCAAGAAUAACCAGCAACAGAUCCCCUGCAGAUCCUUUCACUUCGGUACCUAAGGUGUCACCAAUGCAAGAUUUUACAGAAAGAUAGAUGUUCAAAAAUAUGAGGUUAUAUUUGUUGCUACGUUUAUCCAGUAGAAUAAUUGGGCAUUUGAGAUUAUUCUGUGUGCAAUAACUGAUUGUCAAAUGCACUGAAACUUAACUCUACUCAUAAACAGCCGCUAUUGUUUGUGUAAAAAUUUUGAAUAUGUAUAUAUGGUAGAGCACAAAAAGAUUGUCUGAGAUUUAUUGAAAUCUAAAUGUAAUAGUAUUUGAAUGGAUAGGAAAAAAAAAGGAAAAACUACUAAUCUCAAUAAAAUAUACCGAUCUUGGAAAUAGUUUUUGCUUAGGGAGCUCUUUCACUUCUGUUCCCCUCUCGAGGAAUUUAAAAAAUGAGGCUCCCUCCUGGUAGACUUCCCACUCCCUUUUUACUGUUUUGUUAAUUGAUAUUUAUAAGUAUUUACCAAAGAGCUGCCAAAGUCUGUUCAGAUUUGAAUGUUGACAAAUAUUGUUUAGAAGUUGUUUAAUUUAUAACAGAGGCUAUGGAGAUUUGUAAGGUUUAUAUUUGAAUUUGAGGCACAACAAAGAUAGUUUAGUUUCAAAAUACGACUGUGUAUUAAUAUAUUCAAUAUUUGACUUUAAUUUUGUGUCGAUACAUUUCAGCUUUUAAAUAUUGUGACACACAUUCACUAGCAUUAAUUCAGAAUAAUUCUUCCAUCUCAUUCAUUUAUUCAUUACUAUUUUAAAGAUUUUUUUACAUAAAUUGGAAACAACUGAUAAAAGUGUUCCUUUGACCUCUAGAAAAAAUUCUCCUUCUGCUUUGAUAUAAAAAGCAGGUUUUACCAGUUGCAAACAACAUACUACAGUUGGUUUGUCCUGCUCUAGUUUUGCAUGUUGAAAGGGCUUUCUUGUCUUGUAGAAAGACCUAGGUGAGGAAAUCAGCAGUCAUGUUACCACAUCAGAAGAUGGAGAAAGUCAUCUGGUGUAUCUGGGCUGUCUGCCCAGCAUCUACUAGGCUUGCUGCUGCAUCUUCAAAUCUUGCCUUCGAAGAAAACAGGAGAGCAGCAGUCCUCUGAGCUGAGCAGUAUCAUUCUGUCACUUCUGCAGCUGAGCUAAGUCAGUGACCCUUCGUUCCCCAGGGGCAGUGACAACUUACGCGUGGUGCUGCUUUGCAUCGAAGACCGAGUCACAUUUCUACAUCUUUUACUAUAUAGAAGCAACUGUUUCUGCUUUUAUGGUUUUGUGGAAUACACAUUAAAUUACACAAAUGUGAUAUUUUAUUUUCUCGAGGCAAUUUAACCGAUUUCCUUAGCUCUGUUUACAUAUGCUAAAAAAAACCCUGCAGUUCUCUUCACAAAUCACAGUAUCGUAGGACAUAACUUACUAAUGCUGUUCUGUACUUUCAGCAGAAGCUGAGUGCAUCACCAUGUGGCCAUCUCGCGGGGGACUGCAGAUGCACACACUCAUUGGCUUACUUGCAAAGAAACUGUACUGGUUCUACCAAAGUUGUGUCUGAAACACAACAUACACGCAUUAUAUUUAUAGUAGCAAAAUGCAUAAUGACAGUACUUUUUUAAAUUCUCAAAUGCUAAUCAAAACAUUAUUUAUAAAAUAAUCCCCUCUUCCUUCAACAGUAUAUGGUUAGCCACGAGCUGCAGUUGGAUAGGGAAGUAACUAUAGUGAGUUUUAUAUUGUGCUUUUUUCUGUUCCAGUCAUUAAGUAGUACUUGGACGUUUUAAACAGCAGUGGUACUAUAAUCUUUGUGCUUCAGUAUGUGAAUUACCUUGUUUUAAACUGUUGCUAUUAACAUCUGUGUGAUUGGUGUUUUGGUAUAUUCUUACAUUAGCAAAACAAUUUUAUUUUGGGAGCUUUUGCUAGUGAGAGUCAGGUGAUAAAUAUGUUCUUCAUCGAUUAUUUGAUUACAGUGAUUAAAAACUACUGUCUAAAAUGAACCCGGUAUACAGCACCUCUACACUUUACGGGAUUAUGGAGCUUGACAGUAAAGUACUGCAAAGGUAACAAAAAAUACUCCAAAAAUAUAGCGUGUGUAUAUAUAUAUAUAGAUAACCACUGUAACGUGUAUUAACGAAAAUAAUUACUGGCAGAAGCUCUGAAAAAUACUAAGAAGUACAAUUAGAAAUGCUCAGCACAUGUUCAUGAAUUCUGUGUUCCCUGUGGUAAAUUGCUCUGUUAAAUGUAACAAAUCUGUAGCUUGUGGCACACGGUAUUUAUGACUGUAUACUGUACAGAACUGCAGUAUUGAAAAUCACGGCAUAAAACGUUCCUUAUAUGUACGCCCUGCGGACGGCGGUGUUGUAGUAAUGAAAUAAAUAUACCUGCCCUUCGGA